AUCUUGAGCUGAUCUUGUUCAAAAGUUGUGCAAGACUGUUUGUGGCAAGCGACCAACUACACAGACUAUGCAAUUAUGUAACAUGCUCUAGUUGUGCUCCCUUCGUGGAGCAUAUGAGCUGUAGCAAUGCCUCUUGCUGAAGUAUUCUCCAAUCUUGGGGAUAAUCAGUUUUUCGGAGCUGGAUUUGGCCUGGCAAUUCUCGGUAGUAGUGUUGCCCUGUUGAAACGGAGCAGUGGCUUGGCUUACCAGGUAUUUCAAAGAUACUAUGUGGUGUGUAUGGAAAUCCCCAACACAGAUGUUAGCUAUCAUUGGCUUUUGCAAUGGCUUGCGAGAAGACGAAUGCUAGGUUCCCAGCACACAUCUGUGCACACGAUUUUGGAGAAAACGGACGAUGGACGUGUCAGCUCCAGGUUUAAAUUCAUGCCAUCGACCGGUCUCCAUUUUUUCUGGCAUAACUCACGACUGGUACGAGUGGAGCGCAAUCGUGACUCUAAGAUGUUAGCUGGCACGGAACCGUUUGAGUCAGUGACGCUGCGGACAGUGGGCCGCGAUCACACUGCAUUUACAGAUAUGCUGUUGGAGGCCAGGAAUGCAGCCAUGGAAGAAACAGCCAACAAAACAACCAUGUUCAAGGCACGUGGACACGAGUGGCAGGUGAUUGGCACGCCGAGAAGGAAACGUCCCAUCGAAUCGGUAGUUCUAGCAGGUUCCCAAGCCAACCGCAUUGUCCAGGACGUGCAGGAAUUCCUUGAACAACCUCACUGGUACGAAGAACGUGGCAUACCGUAUCGUCGCGGAUAUCUCUUCCAUGGUCCUCCCGGUUGUGGCAAGAGCAGUUUCAUUGCAGCUCUGGCAGGUGCUGCAGAUCUAAGUAUUUGUGUUCUGUCUCUGAGUAGCAUGUACCUGUCGAAUGAUGUACUCGACACUCUGCUUAGCAAUGCACCAGUGAAAAGCAUCAUUCUCUUGGAGGAUGUGGAUGCAGCAUUUGCAAAUCGGCAGAUAGAUCCUAGCGACAAGCGCUUUGUGGGAAUGCCGAGCGGUGUGACGUUCAGUGGCUUGCUGAAUGCACUGGACGGCGUUACUUCCAGUGAGGGUCGUAUCCUCAUAAUGACUACCAAUCAUCCGGAGAGGCUGGACCCAGCGCUGAUCAGGCCAGGUCGUGUGGAUGUACGUGAGGAGUUCACCUACUGCACCAAGGAGCAGCUGUGUCACAUGUAUGAGCGCUUCUACCCCGGUCACCAGGAGCUCUCGGGGAAAUUUGCUGAUGCCAUCGCAAAGCACGGUGGUCAAGUGUCACCGGCCAUGGUUCAAGGGUUCUUCUUGCUACACAAGGAAGAUCCAAGCGGUGUGAUUGACAGUAUACCGACGGCACUAGACGCCAUUGCACAGGUACAGCACACACAGGCCCAGCACACACAGCACACACAGGUAUAGCACACAAAGUAGUUCUGUACUUUUGUUUAUGACUGCUAAUCUGCUUUACAGUAUGACAUACCAUGACGUAUUUUUUUUUUUAUGAGAAACCACGAACCUCGAGAACAGAA
Messenger RNA from Sycon ciliatum, 1544 nucleotides. Its product is annotated as mitochondrial chaperone BCS1-like. Lineage: Eukaryota; Metazoa; Porifera; Calcarea; Leucosolenida; Sycettidae. Gene Ontology annotation, biological process: protein insertion into mitochondrial inner membrane from matrix; mitochondrial respiratory chain complex III assembly. The transcript has a single exon. Bases 127 to 1434 code for a protein of 435 amino acids. The record is from RefSeq and is a predicted model, not a curated record. Gene Ontology annotation, cellular component: mitochondrial inner membrane. Gene Ontology annotation, molecular function: ATP binding; ATP hydrolysis activity.